UGACUUUUGUCAGCUGAAUAUUUAGUUAAUCGCAGCAUCGAAAAAAGUGAUAACUUUGCGGACAUUUCUUGAAAAUUAUUAGAAUAUUCCUGUGCAUAAUUGUAUCUAAGUAAGCAAAAAAAUGGCAGACGUUAAAGAUUUAAUAAAUUUGCCCGAAGAUAAUAUUGAUAUGAUAGCUGCCACUUCAGUGCUGCAACAGCAGGCAGCUGAUAUACGUACCAGGACAAUUAACUGGGCAUCUUACAUGCAGUCUCAGAUGAUAUCACAAGAGGACUUUAAUGCAAUAAGCGCACUGGACACUGCCAAGGCUGCCUAUCUUCAAAAAAAUUCUGCGCAAGCGGUGAAAACUUUAUUGAAUCUGCUCGCCCAUGUUUCAAAAGAUCAGACGAUACAAUAUAUACUUGUGAUGAUCGAUGAUAUGCUGCAAGAAGAACGUUCGCGUGUUCAUUUCUUCCAUGAUUACGCAAAACAAAAUAAAGAGUGUGUUUGGGGACCUUUCCUUAACUUAUUAAAUCGUCAAGACGGUUUCAUUGUAAACAUGUCAUCGCGUAUUCUAGCAAAACUUGCUUGUUGGGGUCAGGAACUCAUGCCUAAAUCGGAUUUGAACUUCUACUUGCAGUUCUUAAAGGAUCAGCUGACCGUAAAUGCCAAGGCAUAUGUUAAAGAGCAAACCACGCUAGCUAAACGGGUUCAAACAAUUGUGGUGCAUCAGCAGGGACAUAGUAAAGACCAGCUAUCGUCCAAAAACAGCAAUCAAUACAGCCCAAACAUAGCGCAGAAACAGCAAUCACAGCAGCGAAUGGGAGACGAGAGGUGUCGUGAGAUGACAGUAGAGCAGCAAAACGCGUUUGCCAAUGGCAGGGUCCCUAUUCCGGCAAAUGAGUAUAUUCAAUCCGUAGCUCGCUGCCUUCAAAUGAUGCUUCGUAUUGAUGAAUAUCGCUUCGCUUUUGUGUCCGUGGACGGUAUUAGCACAUUGAUCAGUAUUCUAUCUUCCCGCGUUAACUUCCAGGUGCAGUACCAAUUGGUGUUCUGUUUAUGGGUGCUUACUUUUAAUCCACUUCUGGCCACAAAAAUGAACAAAUUCAGUGUUAUCCCCAUUCUGGCCGAUAUUCUUAACGAUUGUGCCAAGGAAAAGGUGACCCGCAUAAUCUUAGCCGUUUUUCGUAAUCUUAUCGAGAAGCCUGCUGAUCCACAAGUGGCUAAGGAGCAUUGUAUUGCAAUGGUUCAAUGCAAGAUUCUAAAACAGUUGUCCAUUUUGGAACAACGUCGCUUUGAUGAUGAGGAUAUUUCUGCUGACGUUGAAUUCCUAACCGAAAAACUACAGAGUUCUGUACAGGAUUUAAGCUCUUUUGACGAAUACGCCACUGAGUUGCGAAGUGCCCGACUUGAGUGGUCGCCAGUGCACAAGUCGGCUAAAUUUUGGCGUGAAAAUGCUCACCGUUUGAAUGAGAAAAAUUACGAACUAUUACGUAUUCUUGUACAUUUGUUAGAAACAUCAAAGGAUCACAUUAUACUCUCGGUAGCUUGCUUCGAUAUCGGAGAGUAUGUCCGUCACUAUCCGAGAGGCAAACACGUUUUAGAGCAGUUGGGUGGAAAACAAAUUGUUAUGCAACUUCUGGCUCACGACGAUCCAAAUGUGCGCUAUGAGGCUCUAUUGGCAGUCCAGAAAUUAAUGGUGCAUAAUUG
Molecule: messenger RNA, 1686 nt
Organism: Rhagoletis pomonella (apple maggot)
Lineage: Eukaryota; Metazoa; Arthropoda; Insecta; Diptera; Tephritidae
Gene: VhaSFD
Product: V-type proton ATPase subunit H
Biological process (GO): proton transmembrane transport
Cellular component (GO): vacuolar proton-transporting V-type ATPase, V1 domain; lysosomal membrane
Molecular function (GO): protein binding; proton-transporting ATPase activity, rotational mechanism
Source: RefSeq, a predicted model, not a curated record